Molecule: messenger RNA, 999 nt
Organism: Aureobasidium vineae
Lineage: Eukaryota; Fungi; Ascomycota; Dothideomycetes; Dothideales; Saccotheciaceae
Source: the annotation of a GenBank genome assembly
AUGUCGCAAAAGUCCAUGACCUCGAGAAUUGCCAUUCUUGGUUCUGGAGAAGUCGGUUCCACAAUCGCCUACUCACUGAUCUUGAACCCUGUGGCUGGAGAGAUUCUGCUUGUCGAUCCUAAGGAGGAGGUUCGUGAUGCUCAGGUGCAAGAUCUUUCUGAUGCCACUUUCCAUGGCAACACGAGUACUCAAGUACGUGCUGGCACGCACAAGGAAGCUGGCCAAUGUGAUAUUGUCGUCAUCACUGCAGGAGCAGCACAGAAGAAGGAGAGCCGUACCGAUCUUGUUGGCCGUAACCUCAAGAUCCUGAGCUCGGCCAUUGAUGAUAUGAAGCCUUUCCGCGAGGACACUAUUAUUGUCCUGGUUUCCANNAACCCUGUGGAUAUCUUGACCUACUUUGCCCAAAAGUUUUCCGGACUUCCUAAGCACCAAGUCAUUGGUAGCGGUACCUUCCUCGACAGCGCACGCCUGCGUGGCAUCCUUGCUCAGAAGUGCGGUGUUGCUGCCAGCUCUAUUGACGCCUAUGUGCUGGGCGAGCACGGUGAUUCGCAAAUGGCAAGUUUGAACCAAUAUCAACUUUUCGUGCUUCUUGCUAACCGUACCAUAGNNGUCGCAUGGUCUCAUGCAUCAGUUGGCGGUGUACCGCUCGAACUUGCUCUUCCGGAUGCUUCUAUCGACAAGAAUGCUAUCGCAGAAGAUACCAAGAAAAAGGCUGCCGCCAUCAUGGAGUCUAAAGGCGCCACAGCUUAUGGUAUCGGUGGCGUGACUUCUUCCAUCUGCAAGUCUAUUCUGUUUGAUCAGUGCAACAUCAGACCCAUCAGUCACUACCAGGACGAUAUGAAUGUCUGUCUCUCGAUGCCCGUGGUUAUCGGCAGGAAGGGUAUCGUCAGACAGAUCCCAUUGAAGUUGAAUGAUAGCGAGAAGAAGGAGCUUGCACAAAGUGCCAAGAGCUUGAGAGAGAUCAUUGAUGAUGUGGAGAAGGAGCAGUCUAAGGAGUGA